ACUUGUGUUAUUGACACGCUGACUUUCCUGCUGGUGGGACUCGGAUGGGUGUAGAUGGGGUCACCAGCGUAAAGAUUCUCCGGCGGCCUGUGCCUCCCUCACACCGUCUGGAACGUGCUCCUCAGCAGCAGGGACCGUGCGCGGCCCCCAGCAUGGCCCUCCCAUGGCGGCCCUUCUCUCUCAGUGCGUACCACGUCUCCGAGGAGUGUGGCUUCAUCCUGCCUGCCCCACAGACAGAGCUGCCAACUUACUACAGACCCUGGAUGGACAUCGCCCGGAGUGUCCCCCAGCUCGUUCAGUCCCACACGCUGCGAUCCCAUGUCCAUCAGAUGCCCCUGCUGGAAUCACACUUCCUUGAGGGUCACAGAGAGCUGAGACUGGCUCAUCUGGCCCUUAGCACGAUGACCAUGGGCUACGUGUGGCAGGCGGGCGAGCACGGCACAGUGAAGGUGCUGCCCCGGAAUCUGGCCGUGCCAUUCUGGGACGUGUCCCAGCGGCUGGGGCUGCCCCCCAUCCUAACCCAUGCUGACGGAGUACUGGCCAACUGGAGGAAGAAAAACCCAGAAGGACCCUUCGACAUGGAUGAUCUAGAGAUACUGUGGAAGGCAGAGCUGAGGGACGCUGCGCGGGGUUAUGGGGUCACCUCGAGCGGCGGCCAUGUGUUUCAGGCCAUCCCGAAGGUCAUAGAUGGAGUGUGGGCCGGGGACUCGGUGGGGGUGUCGCAGGCACUGGAGGAAAUAGCAGAGGCGCUGCACAGCAUGACGGAGGCGCUCAAACUGAUGCACGAGUACGUCAACCCGGACGUCUUCUACGGCAUCAUGCGGAUCUACCUCUCUGGGUGGAAGGACAACCCCUCCAUGAGGGAGGGUCUGGUGUAUGAGGGGGUGCAGGAGGAGCCCAUGGAGUUCUCUGGGGGGAGCGCGGCUCAGAGCAGCCUGCUGCACUGCUUUGACGAGCUGCUGGGGGUCCAGCAUGAAGAGCAAAGCGGUGCUUUUCUGUCCCGGAUGAGAGAGUACAUGCCCCCCGCCCACAGGCAGCUCAUCCGCGACAUCGCAGCCAGCCCCUCCCUGCGUCACUUUGUCCAGGACCGGGCCGGCGGCCCUCUGCUGGACUCUUACCAUCGCUGUGUGUCGCGGCUGCUGGUCCUGCGUAACUACCACAUCAAGAUAGUGGGACGCUUCAUCACCGUGCCAGCAGCCCAGGCACGCCAGCUCCGCUCCCAGGGUACCCCGGGUGAGGUGGAGGCUCUGGGCAAGGCCCCCACCUCCCUGGAAGAGAGGGGGACUGGUGGGUCGGGCAUCAUGAGCUUCCUGAAAACAGUUCGGAACCGCACCCAGGAGACGUGCCUGACUGGGCCAGCGCCCUUCCAGUAGGACUGACGGCGCGGCUUCCCGACUACUAAUGUCCAGCAGACAUUAAGCGCUUGGUAUAAAAACUCGUUUAAUAAAAAUCAGAUUACUUCGAAACCAAACCACUCUGUCGCUAACUAAAUUACCCAAUUUAGCACUGACACCCACUAUCAGACAUCAGCCUUCACUCCAAACCACAAUCGCAACCAUAUCCAACCAUUUUCA
This is a messenger RNA of Paramormyrops kingsleyae, 1574 nucleotides long. NCBI's taxonomy places the organism in Eukaryota, Metazoa, Chordata, Actinopteri, Osteoglossiformes, Mormyridae. The record is from RefSeq and is a predicted model, not a curated record.